CCUUUCUUCGCUAUGUCCCAGAGCAGGCAUCGCGCUGCGGCCCCGCCGCUGGAGCGGGAGGACAGCGGGACCUUCAGGUGAAGGUACAAGUAAGAAGCUGGCGAAACAUAGAGCUGCAGAGGCUGCCAUAAACAUUUUGAAAGCCAAUGCAAGUAUUUGGUGAGCUAAAUUUCUUUGUAUUCUGCAGCUCAAAAAUAUCAUGGCUGAGGUAAGAUUAAAAUUUUGAACAUGGUCACAAAAGCAACAAAGUCAACAGCUGUUAGUAUUUAGCUCUAAAAUUCUAUUUCCUUGUGAAAACCUGUCACCAUUAAAGGCAACUUUAUCCUUAAGAAAUUCAGUCCACCAAUUAACUGUUAAAUGAAAGCUCUCGUGAACUAGGCGUUUUCCCCCCUCACUGGGAUGCGACAAUACAAAACCCCAGCUUUUCUGGCAAGUAUCUUACUGUAUUAAGACUUUAGUAACUUCUGUACUACAGAAAACAAGGAAUGAAGUGGAAAAAGAUCAGUGGAAAAUACUCUUAGGAAUUCUAAUUUAGAAGGAGACAAAGAGAUUUCCUUUUAUUAUGGAAUGUAUAACAAAUACAAGAAGAUGUUAAGGGGGAUGUUAAUUCUUGACGUGAUUUUUCCAAAAUGAAUUUGUGUUAUCACUUCAGGUGCUUUUGGAGAGUAUUGGUCCCGGAGCAUCUCAUGUAUCAUUGGAUGAUGUCCUUUGGUUUCUGAUGGACACGUCCUGGGGCAUGCUGAGCCUUCAGAUUCUCUUUACGUGCACUCAGUUAUUCUUGGAGUUCAGUCUGGUUUAUCUGUUCAUAGUUGACAGCAGAGGCCCAUGGGAAUUUAGGAUGAGUUUUUCUCCAGCCUCAAAACUUUUGCUUUAGCACGUACUUAGGUCCUCAUGCAGUGCUCCUCCCAUUUCUAAGCUCUUCCAAACCAUUUGAGUAGUUUAGAAUGAAGCAUUGACAAACUUCAGAUCUCACAAAAUGAUUCUUGAUUCUUUGGGGUCAUAUGUUAUAGUUGAUUUAUGCUGGCUUUCUAGACAUGCCAAAUGGCAUGGCAGGUAUUGGAUUCUCCCCUCGCUGGUGGUGACCAUGCUAUUUCUGUGCAGUCCAAAGGUCAACCCAAAGUGUUGAGUACAUUUGUAGAAAUGAGUGUACGUAGUGUCCUUUCUGCACAUGGGCACUUCGCUUUGUCAGCAAAAAAGGCUAACAAACUUUACUAUAUAUUUGUGCUUCUUGACAGAUAAGAUGGGAAUUACUAAGCUGUUAUCAGGGCUAAAGUGGCCUGAUUUAAUACAGAGACUUUCUCACUUCUCCAUCACAAUUAUUUGGGUAGCUUCGGCGUGCAGCAUUGUAAGUGAAUAUUCAUAUCUCAUCAGCCUAUGUAAAGCUUGAAGUUCUGGCAGGUGGAAAGGAAACUUGAAGAAGUGCCAAUAACUGAACCUUUUUUGUCACCAAAGAAAUGACUCUUCAGCCUUGUAGGUGAUAGUAACCUUGAAUGCAGCUUUAUUCAGUGUUACACACUCAUCCCCCAACUAACUAGUAAAUUUAAACUAGUUAGAAGAGAUUGUUCUCUUUUUCCCUAAUUACAAUCCCCACAUGCUGGAACCAGAUUCAUGCAGGCCAUCUAUUUUAUGCAGGAUAUAUGUAAGUCUUAGGAGGAUCAUUCUAGCAUAGAGCAGAUGAUAUAUCAAACAAAUCUUUCUUCCAUAAUUAUAUGAGGGGAAAAAACAACUUUAUGACCUGUAUCAUUCACCUUACCAGGCUAAAUUGCCUAAUUGUUAGUCUUCCCUUUUUGUGGCUGUAACAUUAGUAUGCUUUAUUUAAAUACAUUUUUAUUGAACACAUAAUAUACAAAGCACUACAAGGCUUAUGAAGGUAAGUAAUCCGUAGGCCCUACCAUCAAGGAUUUGACAGUCUGAACACAGGAGAGGUGUGGUGAGGGAUGGACAAAUUACAUGUAUUUGUAAGAGUAUAAUUUAUGGUCAUAUAAUUUGCCUAAGAAAGGGUCAACCCAAAUGUCAACAGUUCUAAGGAGGGAGAGAUUAUGUUUCAUUGGAGUAACAGGAUAGGUUUCUUAGUGGAAGUGACAUUUGAGAUAUAUCUCGGAUAAUAGAUAAAUCAUGUUCUCAUUCAGGUGGGAAAGAAAAGCACUCCAUGAAGAAGCAAGAGCAAAGGCAUAGAGGAUUAAAUAGGAAAUGCUUGUCAUUUAUUUAAUAGUUUGGGGGAAAGUAUUUUGUUUUAUAACACUUUAAAAAAAUGUUUAGCUUUGCAGUUCCUGACCCCUUAAUGCCCGACCCUUCUAAGCAACCAAAGAACCAGCUUAAUCCUAUUGGUUCAUUACAGGAAUUGGCUAUUCAUCAUGGCUGGAGACUUCCUGAAUAUACCCUUUCGCAAGAGGGAGGACCUGCUCACAAGAGAGAAUAUACCACAAUUUGCAGGCUCGAGUCAUUUAUGGAAACUGGAAAGGGGGCAUCAAAAAAACAAGCCAAGAGAAACGCUGCUGAGAAGUUUCUUGCCAAAUUCAGUAAUAUUUCUCCGGAGAACCACAUUUCUUUAACAAAUGUAGUAGGACAUUCUUUAGGAUGUACUUGGCAUUCCUUGAGGAAUUCUCCUGGUGAAAAGAUCAACUUACUGAAAAGAAGCCUCCUCAGUAUUCCAAAUACAGAUUACAUCCAGCUGCUUAGUGAAAUCGCCAAGGAACAAGGUUUUAAUAUAACAUAUUUGGAUAUAGAAGAGCUGAGUGCCAAUGGACAGUAUCAGUGUCUCGCUGAACUAUCCACCAGUCCCAUCACAGUCUGUCAUGGCUCCGGGAUCUCCUGUGGCAAUGCCCAGAGUGACGCAGCUCACAAUGCUUUACAGUAUUUAAAGAUAAUAGCAGAAAGAAAGUAAGCCUGAAGCAACUUAGAAACCCCCCGUAGCACAUAAGAAGUCCCCCUUUCACCCCUUCCCAAGUAAAAUGUUUACUAUGUUUGAGUUUGUGUGUCAUUUCUAAAUCUCUUCAUAGAGUCCAUCAACAUCCCAGAUUUAAUUAUCUCCUGGUAGUUAUUAAGCUCUUUUUAAUGGCUUCAACUUUGUAUUGGUAUAUUGUAUUUAUAAA
Messenger RNA from Lynx canadensis (Canada lynx), 3092 nucleotides. RefSeq names its product protein activator of interferon induced protein kinase EIF2AK2 (gene PRKRA). The transcript has 6 exons. Lineage: Eukaryota; Metazoa; Chordata; Mammalia; Carnivora; Felidae. The record is from RefSeq and is a predicted model, not a curated record. Bases 2252 to 2884 code for a protein of 210 amino acids.